UGGGGAACCAUGUGGAUCAUGAUGCGGCGCGAGAAGCGGGACCGGCGCCACUUCAAGCGCAUGCGCUUCCCGCCUUUCGACGACGAGGAGCCUCCGCUCGACUACGGCGACAACGUCCUCGACGUGGAGCCCCUGGAGGCAAUCCAGAUGCGGCUCGACCACGUCGAGGACGAGCCGAUCAUCGAGUGGUUCUACGACCCUGUGCCGCUCCUGAACACGAAGCAG
Prorocentrum cordatum is the source of this 225-nucleotide messenger RNA. The record is from the annotation of a GenBank genome assembly. Lineage: Eukaryota; Dinophyceae; Prorocentrales; Prorocentraceae.